Molecule: messenger RNA, 2449 nt
Organism: Leptidea sinapis
Lineage: Eukaryota; Metazoa; Arthropoda; Insecta; Lepidoptera; Pieridae
Product: facilitated trehalose transporter Tret1-like
Exons: 2
Coding region: 252-1490 (412 amino acids)
Biological process (GO): transmembrane transport
Cellular component (GO): membrane
Molecular function (GO): transmembrane transporter activity
Source: RefSeq, a predicted model, not a curated record
GUCAUAUACCAUAGUAAGGCUGUAUUUAUUGCUCUGAAUAACCUUCAUCUCAAACGAUUGAAUGCAAGGACGAAUGAUUGUCAUACAAAACAUAGUAAGGCUGUAUUGAUUCCGCUCAAGAAUUUUCAUCUCAGCGCUAACCUACGAGUGUUAUCAAUCCCUGGAAAGGAUCGCCUUUGAGAACCGGAAGACUCUACAAUGGAUUAAGGGACACAGGAGUUUUUUUAGCUGCGACUUUCGGAGUAUCUGGUAUGGUUGGAUUUAUAUUCUUUCCUUCAAUAAUGCAGAGUCGAGGAAGAAAAUUGACUCAUAUACUUCUCAAUAGUUUUGUAAUCCUUGGAUUUCUUUUAACUUACUUAGCGAACAAUGUGACGAUGCUUUUUAUUGGAAGAAUACUUCAGGGUUUUUCUGGAACUGGUGUUACCCUUUCAAGUAUAAUAAUGGCUGAAUAUUCUCAUCCGAAACGUAGAGGGCUUUUUCUGGCAGCGAUGGGUAUGUGGAUGUGUUUCGGAUCACUUAUCUGUCAUGCUUUAUCCGCUUUUUUGAAUUGGAGGAACAUUGCUGCUAUAGCAAUGCUGCCGUUAUUUACAGCGUUGAUUCUAACAUUCAUUUGGCCGGAAAGUCCAUCGUUCUUAGCAAUGAAAAGAAAAUUUGUGGAAUGUGAUCAGUCACAUACAUGGCUAUUUGGAGAUUCAAAAGAAAGUAAAGAUAUCUUAAACGCAUUAAUUGCUGCACAGUCAGAACAAAACAGUGAUGGAAGUAAUGUUUUUUGCAAAAAUAUCAAAAACAUUGUGACUGCUUUUGGGAAAGGAUAUUUUUUGCGACCUCUUUUCGUAGUAAUUGUGUUAACAUUAGUGGUUGAUGUUUCUGGAAGAUACUUUAUUUUAGUUUAUUUGAAUCAAAUGUUUGUUGAAAUAAUUGGUGAUGCGUCAAUUGCUUUCUAUUGUUCUUUAGGUGUUGACAUCACAAUGAUGAUUUCCUUAUUGUUAUUUAUCGUAAUUAUACGUUUGUUUAACAGAAAAAGAAUUUUGUUUGUGACAGGCUUUUGCGCGACUAUUUUGUUAUACGUAAUAAGUUUAACAGCGCAUUUAAAAUUUAUGAACGGUGAAUUAGUGCAUUCAGCGUGGAUGAUGCCGAGUUUGAUAGUUUUGACUAUUUUUGUAGCUAACAGCGGCAUAGUACCACUUGCAUUUAUCAUUAUUGGUGAAAUAUUUCCAUUAGAACACAGGGGUUUAGGAGGAUCACUUGGUGGAAUGGUCUUUACAGCCUUAUACGGUAUUACCAUGAAAUGUAUCCCAGUGUUAAUAGAAACCAUAGGCACUCAAGGAGUAUUUGCUGUAUGUGGAUCUUGCAUGCUUGUAUGUUUAGUGUUAUUGAAAUUUACACUGAAUGAAACAAAAGAUAAAACUUUACAAGAAAUAGAAGAUGAGUUUAAGGGUGUUAAGAGAGCCAAAAUUAUUCUAAUGUCGGAGGAAGUCAUAACAGAUUGAAGAACCUUCAAGAUUAUUUUAGUUUUAUUUAAUUCUUCAUAAUUAUAUUUCGACCAAAUAACAUAUAUGUCUGUAAAACGUCAAUAUAUAAAACUAUAUGUAUUUAUUAAUUGUAAUCUAAAAAAUAUACUGAAUCAUUUGUUAGCUAUUGUACUGAUCAGAAUUCCGAUCUGGCAGAUCCGAUUCAAAUUUGAGUAUGACCUUAUGAAAGCUAAGAACAGCCGCGCGUGGACAUUUGUAUAACUAAGGUCUUGUAUAACAUGGCUUUACCUACAGCCGGCAUCUAUUUUCACAAAGCGGCUAUAUGUAUUUGAAAUUUCGAAUUACAGUGAUGGUGAGGAAAAUUAAUCAUGUAAUUCACUGCUAUUAUGAACACCGAUUAGGAUGCCCCUUCAAAUUUACUAUGGGAUUGAACGUCGCUCGAUAUAUCGACGCCAUAUAUAUUGGCUGUGGCAGAUAUUGAGUUUCCCAAAAUAUUUUUAUUACUAUUAUUAUUAUUAUUAUUUAUUAGAUUACUCAAAAGGAGUCUUUUCGUAUUAACAGCACAUACUAGUGUCUUGAAGUCAAAGUUGAAAUGGAACAAAUUUUUCCGGUCCCAUUUCAAAACUUUACUUAGCAUAGGCCUAAUCUCAGAAAAGUUUGUUCCGGUUCUUGACGUAAUUAUCCCGAAAAUAUUAACAUGACAGGUAUAAAAACACUUCUUUUUCGUCCUUUGCUUUUUAGAACUCUAUCAGCUUUGAAUGUUAUUUCUAUCAAGUAAUUAUUAGUUUGUAUGAUUGAUAGUUAGUUUAUUGCGAGUUUGUCAGUUAUUUCUAUCGAUUGCAUUAUUAUCGAUAAGCAGGUGGUGAAAGCUGGAAAGGUACAUUGUUAGGAGCUCUCAACCAAAAGUAAUCUACCCAAUGGAUGUUUCCCUUUAUUAUUAAUUUCAUAAAUUGCUACUAAUAUAUGUAUUUUUUAAA